CGUCGUCGUCGUCGUCGUCGUCGUCGUCGUCGUCGUCGUCGUCGUCGUCGUCGUCGUCGUCGUCGUUCUCUCGCGAGCCUUGCAUCCGUCUUCGUCCGGCUCGCUUCUCCUCUUCCUCUUCGUACUAUCUCUCUUCUCUCUCUCUUACAAGCGAUUCGCUCCGUCCUCGUCGAGCUCACGCAGGAGACAGCGGCGUUUCCGUCGAGCGCACUGCUACCCCUCCCUCUCCGUUGGGAGCGCGGCCAGCGCGCUCUACUCCCACCACUAGGUCCCGACGCGCCGCUACCCUCCCCCUCUCUAUCGCCGCCUCAGGCGGCGACCGGUCAGGUGCAGCCGGCUCGCUCGCACGGCCGGCGCGUCGAUUCACUCGCUCUCUGUCCAGCGUCGAGCACGCAUCCCCCGCGAGUCUUCAUCGUCGUACGCGCUCGAGCACGGGCCGAGUCCGUCCUUGUUCGUCGCGUCGGCGAAUUUCGCGGCGUCCUUUCCUCAUCCUCCUCCUCUUUCCUCUUCCUCCUCCUCCACCUACUACUACUGUUACUACUGCUACUACUACUACUAUUACUACUACUACUACUCUACUACUACUACUACUACCUACCUACCACCAACACUGCGUUCCUCCUCCUCCUCGACCGCCUCCGCCACCUCCGAAUGCCGUGCGCCCUCAGCGCAACGGAGCGCCGAAUGCCAUUUCACUUUCGUUGGGCUUCGCCGCGUAGGAGAUCAGGCCCUGCCAGGAAUUAUCCUUCCGUUCUACGUGCUCGUAACCUCUUCGUACACGAUCACGCUCGGCUUUCUCGCGGUGUCGCCUGCAAUAACGCCGGCACCACCUCGUUUUCACCUUGUGAUUUCUCUUCCUUUCCUCCUCCUCCUCCUCCUCCUCCUCCUCCUCUUCCUCUUCCUCCUCCUCCACCUCCUCCUCCUCCUCCUCCUCCUCCACAUCCCUCCUCCGCCUCCUCCUACGCUGUCCCCCCCUCUCUAUCUUCUUCCUUCCUCUCUUCUUUCUCUUCCUAUACUUCCUCCUUUCUUCUUCUUCUUCCUCCUCUUCCACCUUUUCCUCCUCCUCUUUCUCCUCCUCCUCCUCCUCCUCCUCCUCCUCUUUCUCCUCCUCCUCCUCUUUCUCUUCCUCCUCCUCCUGCUCCUCCUCCUCCUCUUCCUUCUUCCUCUUCCUCCUCUUCCUCUUCUUCUUUCUUUGCACGUUUCUCCUCCUCUUCCGUCUCGGCGAGGGACCAUCCGCCUACGGAGUGCCGCAACCAGUCGCUUUUGAAAACGGCCGACCAGCUCAAAAUUAAGGGCCUCUGUGAGGUUCCUGAAAGCAAGGACGGACCACCAUCAGUGAGCUUGAGCUCACCACCAAGAGAACCUGGUACACCAAGAUUGAACUUUACCAGGUUGAAGAGACAUCAUCCAAGGUAUAAGAGAGCGAGAACAUCAUUCGAGCCUCGUGCCACUGAUUCAAGGCACUACGAUAGAUAUAAAGAGGAGGAAACUAGCGAGAGUUACGGUCGCAAUAAUAAAGAGAAUCACAGAGACUGGCAGGCCGAAGAUGAAGAGUGUACGGAGGUGGCAGCGGCAGCAGCAGCAGUAGUUCUGGAAAGCUGCCAGCGCAACAGUAACAACAGCAGCAACGGUAACGGUACAAACAACAACAACAAUAACGGGCUAGGUCAUUACGGUCAUCACCCAGAUCCUGGAGAGGUAGAUCUGCCUCCGGAAACACAGCCCACACCACCGAGCGCUACUUUGGUCGGUACCACUAUUACUCAUCUGCGAGACUCUGAUCAUCAUUCGACUGAGAUACAAAAUUGCGAUAGCGUGAAGAUCAAGUUCGAAACUCUGCACACGAUGGAUUCUUCGGACACGAUCGAUAUCGACAGUCACAUGUCGGAUAGAGCGAGCGUAAGCUCAAAAAAUGCAGCGGAUAGCGACAAUAUGAUGAUGAUCACGCCUGAACUUCUCGGACUUAUGCCUUCUGGCAGUUCGAUUCACUCGGACUCGGGUGAAAACAAUUCGAGAGGUCAUUCUGGACAAUCGAGUUCACAUCAUCAUGGUACCAAAUCUUGGACUCAGGACGACAUGGACGCCGCGUUGGAAGCUUUAAGGAAUCACGACAUGAGUCUUACGAAAGCAUCUGCUACAUUUGGUAUCCCAUCAACGACGCUCUGGCAAAGAGCUCAUCGUUUAGGCAUCGACACGCCAAAAAAGGACGGACCUACGAAAUCCUGGAGCGACGAGAGUUUAAAUAAUGCAUUAGAAGCAUUAAGAACAGGAACGAUCUCGGCUAACAAAGCGUCGAAAGCUUUUGGUAUACCUUCCAGUACUCUCUACAAAAUAGCAAGAAGAGAGGGUAUUAGAUUAGCUGCACCUUUUAACGCGAGCCCCACUACUUGGUCACCUGCCGAUUUGGAUCGUGCUUUAGAAGCAAUAAGAUCUGGUCAGACGUCUGUCCAGAGAGCCUCGACAGAAUUUGGUAUUCCCACGGGAACUCUCUAUGGUAGGUGUAAAAGAGAAGGGAUUGAACUUAGUAGAAGUAAUCCUACACCUUGGAGCGAAGAUGCUAUGACUGAAGCUCUCGAAGCUGUCAGGCUAGGUCAUAUGAGCAUCAAUCAAGCAGCUAUUCAUUACAACUUACCCUAUUCCUCGUUGUACGGACGUUUUAAAAGAGGCAAAUACGAAGAACCUGUAGUCGGUGACUUAUCACAGGACGGCACCAAUCCACAUUUUCAUCAAAGUCCAACGCAGAAUCACUCGUCCACGAUUCCCGAUCAAAUGUCUUAUCAGGGUAGCUGAAAUUUACCCUUGUAUUAGAUCGUUAAGUUAUAGUAAAUAGUUAACCUCGGUUAUCUAUAUCUAUAUAUGAAGGAAGUGACAAAGAGAAUGACAAAGAUAA
Molecule: messenger RNA, 2890 nt
Organism: Vespa crabro (European hornet)
Lineage: Eukaryota; Metazoa; Arthropoda; Insecta; Hymenoptera; Vespidae
Gene: Psq
Exons: 7
Coding region: 652-2790 (712 amino acids)
Biological process (GO): regulation of transcription by RNA polymerase II
Cellular component (GO): nucleus
Molecular function (GO): protein binding; DNA binding
Source: RefSeq, a predicted model, not a curated record